This is a messenger RNA of Penicillium malachiteum, 822 nucleotides long. RefSeq names its product mitochondrial 54S ribosomal protein bL27m. The record is from RefSeq and is a predicted model, not a curated record. Gene Ontology annotation, molecular function: structural constituent of ribosome. Gene Ontology annotation, biological process: translation. Bases 1 to 822 code for a protein of 273 amino acids. The transcript has a single exon. Gene Ontology annotation, cellular component: mitochondrial large ribosomal subunit; ribosome. Lineage: Eukaryota; Fungi; Ascomycota; Eurotiomycetes; Eurotiales; Aspergillaceae.
AUGUUGCAACCCAGAUUUCUGGCGCCUCUAAGGGCGCUUGAACGGGCAUUCACACCCUCAAUUCGAUCGGCUUCGUCCAUCUACCAGCCACAAUCCCUAAUUUCACGAACCCUCUCCGCAAACCUCGCUCUUCCGAAAACCACACCUACACCAUCUCUUUCUCGCACUCUCCUCCCAUUCUCCCAAGUGCGUUACGCCUCGCACGCCUCCCAAGGAACAGCCAAUCGACACUCCCGCGAUCCUGCCGGUAAGCGUCUCGGUGCGAAGCGAACCGGCGGCGAAUACGUCGUUCCGGGAUGCAUUAUCUUCCGCCAGCGCGGUUCGAAAUGGUUUCCUGGUGAUAACUGCGGGAUGGGUCGCGACCACACAAUCUACGCUACUCAGGCUGGUUAUGUUCGGUACUACUUAGACCCUGAACGCCACACAAAACGACGAUACAUUGGAGUGGUCUUUGAGAAGGAAGGGAAGCUUCCGGUUCCCCGUAAUGCGCCGACUCGACGCAAGCUGAACAUGGUUGGAGUGCCGCGCAUGGAUGCUGUGGUUGCUCAAUCUGAUCUUGUGGCUUCCAUUGAUGAGAACGGUACCCAGGUGGACGGCGUGUCCGCUGUGGAUGCUGAGUCCGGUCCCGAGCUUCGUCCUGGUUACAUGUACCGUGAGGCCAAUUGGGUUAUUGGUCGUGCUGCUGAGAAGGCUGGAAUCUUUGCCAAGCCCUAUGACCGCGGGAACCGAUGGCUUGCUUGGAGGAAGCGACAGGCUCGUGCUGAGCGUGCUGCCCAGAUGAAGAGUUUGAAGGGCAAAAAGAAGUCUGCCAAGGCUAAAUAA